Alligator sinensis (Chinese alligator) is the source of this 1870-nucleotide messenger RNA. It is a transcript of the gene KATNAL1, whose product is annotated as katanin catalytic subunit A1 like 1. The record is from RefSeq and is a predicted model, not a curated record. Gene Ontology annotation, molecular function: ATP hydrolysis activity; microtubule binding; microtubule severing ATPase activity. Gene Ontology annotation, biological process: microtubule severing. The transcript has 11 exons. The coding region runs from base 284 to 1756 and encodes 490 amino acids. NCBI's taxonomy places the organism in Eukaryota, Metazoa, Chordata, Crocodylia, Alligatoridae. Gene Ontology annotation, cellular component: microtubule cytoskeleton; microtubule.
UUGAGUGCUUCCCCCCCGCACCUCGGCAGGGAGGUGCAGGACCCAGAGGAGGGUCCAGGCAGGGGCGGCGGGAUGAUGAGCCCUGGAGGGGCGUCCAUGUGGGGAGAGACUGCAGGGGCCAGGCCUGCUGUGUUGAGAAAAGAGAGGCUCGUGGCGAGCACCAGGAGGGCUGACAACAUGCUGGCUGGUGGGGAGAGCAUCGACAGGGAUUUGCUACCGGCUGUCCCCCAAGGCGAGAACUGGGGGUUGCAACACGAACGGAGUGGGCAGUUUGUGAAAGAAAAUGAAUUUGGCUGAGAUCUGUGAUAAUGCCAAAAAGGGGCGAGAAUAUGCACUUCUUGGGAACUAUGACUCCUCCAUGGUAUAUUACCAGGGCGUCAUCCAGCAGAUUCAGAGACACUGUCAAUCCAUCAGAGACCCAGCAGUCAAGGGCAAAUGGCAACAGGUCCGACAAGAGUUACUAGAAGAAUAUGAGCAAGUCAAGAGUAUUGUUAACACGCUAGAGAGUUUUAAGAUGGACAAACCUGCAGAUAUUCCUGUAUCCUACCAAGAUGAGCCUUUUAGGGAUCCUGCUGUUUGGCCGCCUCCUGUUCCAGCUGAGCACAGGGUUCCCCCUCAGAUCAAACGUCCCAACCGAGAAGUAAAACCUUUGAGGAGAGAAUCACCAGGACUGCAGCCACGUGGGCCUGUGGGCCGAGCACACCCAAUAUCAAAAAGUGAGAAGCCUGCCAGUAGCCGGGAGAGGGAAUCUAGAGCGAAAGGGAGAGAUGACAAGGGAAAGAAAGCCCCUCAGGAAGGUGCUGGAGAUGGAGAAAUUCCAAAGUUUGAUGGAGCUGGGUAUGACAAAGACUUGGUUGAAGCACUCGAAAGGGACAUUGUAUCAAGGAAUCCAAGCAUUCAUUGGGAUGAUAUAGCAGAUUUGGAAGAAGCCAAGAAGUUAUUAAGGGAAGCUGUUGUUCUUCCAAUGUGGAUGCCUGAUUUUUUCAAAGGGAUCAGACGGCCUUGGAAGGGUGUGCUAAUGGUUGGCCCACCUGGGACUGGCAAAACAAUGCUAGCCAAAGCUGUUGCUACUGAAUGUGGAACAACGUUCUUCAAUGUUUCCUCCUCUACUCUGACGUCCAAGUAUAGGGGCGAGUCUGAGAAGCUAGUGCGCCUCCUCUUUGAAAUGGCUCGGUUCUACGCUCCAACAACAAUCUUUAUUGACGAAAUAGAUUCCAUCUGCAGUCGCCGAGGCACAUCCGAUGAACAUGAGGCAAGUCGCAGAGUCAAGUCGGAGCUGCUUGUUCAGAUGGACGGGGUAGGUGGUGCCUUAGAAAAUGAUGACCCAUCUAAAAUGGUGAUGGUGCUUGCUGCCACAAAUUUUCCCUGGGACAUUGAUGAAGCUUUGCGAAGAAGGUUGGAGAAAAGGAUUUAUAUCGCUUUGCCAACAGCAAAAGGCAGAGCUGAGCUGCUUAAGAUUAAUCUUCGGGAAGUAGAACUGGAUCCUGAUAUCCACCUUGAAGAAAUUGCUGAGAAGAUUGAAGGCUACUCUGGUGCUGAUAUAACUAAUGUGUGCAGGGAUGCCUCUUUGAUGGCAAUGAGACGUCGUAUUAAUGGCUUAACCCCAGAAGAGAUCCGUGCACUUUCUAAAGAAGAACUUCAGAUGCCUGUUACCAAGGGGGACUUUGAGCUGGCUCUGAAGAAAAUCUCUAAGUCUGUAUCUGCUGCAGAUCUGGAGAAGUAUGAAAAAUGGAUGGCGGAGUUUGGAUCUGCUUAAUUUCAGGCAGAGCCUGGCUUUGCUAUGGGUUUUUUUUUAUUGUAUUCAGUUGUGAAAUGUAAAAUGAGUUAGGAAUCUUUUAUAAGGUUUAAUAAAACAUGAGCUUUUUCUGGA